This is a messenger RNA of Durusdinium trenchii, 1937 nucleotides long. The record is from the annotation of a GenBank genome assembly. NCBI's taxonomy places the organism in Eukaryota, Dinophyceae, Suessiales, Symbiodiniaceae.
UGAGUGUCUGCCAGGAGUUGUGUGACACUGUGACAUGUUUAUUUGAGUGCUUGGAAAUACCACGAUGUCCCAUGAUAUGUGCAGUUUGAAGUGUGCGCAGGCAAAUAAACUAGUGAUUGUUGAGUAAGAUUCCAUACCUGUACGGUAAGUUCUGAACGGUUUGGUUUUUGACAUGGUUCCCUGUAAGAGAAAGGUUGCUACCUCACAUCCUGAUUUCCAAGCGCCAGUGGUGCUCAAGAUCCGGCGCUGGUAAGCACUCAUGGCCACUGGUCGCAGCUUAGAGCUUCAGAGCACUGAAGUGAGGUGACAGUGCAGCCGGAGGUCUUCUGAUGAGUCGACGUGUCUUCUUCAGCAAUGUGCCCUUCAGCACCACCGAAGACACCUUGGUCGAAGUCUUUCAGUUGGUUGGGGAGGUUGCAGAGCUAGAGCUGUUCCAGACCGCCCAGGGCUUUCGCGGCAUGGGCGUGUGCAUCUACAAGGACCCCAAGGAUGCGCAGGAAGCCAUCUCUCGGCUGCGAGAUAUGGACGUCGAUGGCCGAUCCCUGUGGGUCGCAGAGGACACUGGUAAGAAGCUUCACUCCAGCGCAGACCGUGCUGCACACGAAACGCCGCCGCCUGCGCGAGCUGCGCGGGGGGUGAAAACUGCUGAGCUGCCAACGGAGGUCUUCUUCAGCAAUGUGCCGUAUAGCACUUCUGAAGAGACCUUGCGGGAACUCUUCAACAGCUGCGGGGAGGUCUCCUCCCUCCAACUCUUUCGCCAGAAGACCGGCGAGUCGAGGGGGAUGGGCGUGGUCUCCUUCCUGGACCCGGACUCGGUGCAACGUGCCGUCCAAACGUUGAGAGACCAUGAGGUGGGUGACCGCAAAAUGUGGGUCUCCACGCACGCUCGUGUUGUUGCGGAUCGUGGGGCUGUCCAGCCAGUGAGCAGUGCAAAGGUCUUCUUCAGUAAUGUACCCUUCGAUGUGGGAGAGGAUCAGCUGAGAGCUCUGUUUGAAGAGGUCGGAAUCGUCCAAGAAUUAACGAUUUUCUUGAAGCCCGAUGGUCAGUCCAGAGGCAUGGGACACUGUACCUUCCAGAACCCCGUCAUGGCCGCGAAUGCCAUCCGCGGGCUGCGGGACCGUGACGUGGGGGGGCGCCCCAUUUGGAUUGCGGAGGAUGUGAAGAGUCCAGGGCCACAAGCCACAGCGCCACAGGCACUGCCCGUGCAACACUUCGCCCCAGUGCAAAUGGUCCCGGUGGCUCCAAUGGGACGGAUCCCGCGCUUUGAAACUGUAGCGAUGGCUCCGUUGGCCCCCUCGGUCCCCACCUCCGCGCGGAUCUUUUUUAGCAACGUGCCCUUCGAUGUCUUCGAGAAGCAGCUGGAACAGCUCUUCCGGAGCAUUGGGCCUAUCACAGAGUUACAUCUCAUGAAGUCAGCCGAUGGACGGUCCCGUGGGAUGGGCCAUGUCACCUAUCCAACGCCCGAGUUGGCGGCUUUGGCGAUCCAUCACCUCAUGGACCGCGACGUGGGAGGUCGCCCUAUCCUCGUGAAGGAGGACCGUUCCACCAUGCAGACAGCGCCCAUGAGCGCACCUCUGCCGAUGCGGGCAGCGAUGCCACGUGCACCGAAAGGCCCACCCUCAAAUGAGAUGUUGGCAACAUCCAGCAAGAUCUUCUUCAGCAAUGUACCCUACACUGUGGGCGAGGAAGAGCUUCUGAGCUUGUUCCGGCAGGUGGGCGGCGUGCUGGAGUUGAACCUCUUCCGGACGGAUGAGGGACGCUCGAGGGGUAUGGGUCAUUGCUUAUUUCAGACGCCUCAAGAGGCACAGACCGCGAUCCAAGAGCUCCGGGAUGUGAACGUGGGUGGUCGCCCCAUCUGGGUCUCGGAGGACAGCCGCGGAAAGGCGCCGAACUCGGCGGGAAGGACCUCGCGCCCGCGGCCGUAUUAGCCGCCCGAA